GCACACCAGGGUUCAACUUCAUACCGCUCACCUUGUCUGUUAGGCUGCGCAAUAACUCAACACCUCAACUCUCUCUGGUUUUCUGAAACGGCGACGUUCUCACUAGAUCAAUCGGAUCUUGCUUUUUGGUUGUUGGGUCAAUCCGAUUCCAAGCGAAAAAUGGUAGCUGCUGUCCACUCAUUCACCGCCAACACUUACGAAGAGGCUCGCAACCAACGCCUUGAAGAAAACAAAAGGAAGUUCCAGGAUUUGGGAAUUUCAAACAUUUCGAAGACUCUGACCCACUUGACUGCUUCUCCGAACAAGUCCCAGCAACGUGUUUCAAGACCCAAAGCAAAAAAUACCUGUUUUGAUUUAGAGCCAAGACGGUCUUCCCGUCAACGCAACCCAAUCCAAUCGUAUCGUGAUGAUGUUGACGUAGGCCUGCCAACUUUGAGGAAAGGGUCAAGGAAAACUUCAUCUUCAUGGGGAAGCUACCUUGCAAGGCCUAUAGAGGAGGUCAGAGCUGCUUCUUAUGAAGAAAGGAGUGCUGCUUUUAAAGCUGCAGAGAAGCUUCAAGAGAAUCUACAGACUGAGAAUCCAACUUUUGUCAAAUCGAUGGUUCGGUCUCAUGUUUAUAGCUGUUUCUGGUUGGGGCUUCCUUCAAAAUUUUGCGAGGAUCAUCUCUCAAAAAUGGGGUCGGAAAUGGUACUAGAGGAUGAAGAUGGCAAUGAGUAUGAUGCUGUCUACAUUGGCAAGAGGGCUGGGCUUAGUGGGGGCUGGAGAGGGUUUGCUUUGGAACACAAGUUGGAUGAUGGUGAUGCGCUUGUGUUUGAACUGACUGAACCCGCAAGAUUUAAGAUCUACAUAGUUAAGGCAUACCCCAUGCCGAGUCUAGAAUGUUUCAAAAACAAUGUGGACAAAGAAGAGAUUACCAGUGCUGAAAAGACAUCAAAGGCAGCCAUGAAGACUGACUCAGAAUCAAAUCAGAAACGAAGGUCAAAGAGAGGUAUUGUGCCUGAGAUGGAUGAGUCUCAAACUUCCCCAGACUCAGAACCAAAUCAGAAACGAAGGUCAAAGAGAGGUACUGUGCCUGCAAUGGUUGACACAAAAACUUCCCCAGACUCGGAAUCGAUUCAGAAACGAAGGUCGGAGAGAGGUGUUGUGCCUGUGAUGGAAGACUCAAAAACUUCCCCAGUCUUGGAACCAAAUCAGAGACGAAGGUCAAAGAGAGGUAUGGUGCCUGAGAUGGAUGACACAAAAACUUCCCCAGACUCAGAACCAAAUCAGAAACGAAGGUCAAAGAGAGGUACUGUGCCUGCAAUGGUUGACACAAAAACUUCCCCAGACUCGGAAUCGAUUCAGAAACGAAGGUCGGAGAGAGGUGUUGUGCCUGUGAUGGAAGACUCAAAAACUUCCCCAGUCUUGGAACCAAAUCAGAGACGAAGGUCAAAGAGAGGUAUGGUGCCUGAGAUGGAUGACACAAAAACUUUCCCAGACUCGGAAUCGAUUCAGAAACGAAGGUCAGAGAGAGGUGUUGUGCCUGUGAUGGAAGACUCAAAAACUUCCCCAGUCUUGGAACCAAAUCAGAGACGAAGGUCAAAGAGAGGUAUGGUGCCUGAGAUGGAUGACACAAAAACUUCCCCAGACUCAGAACCAAAUCAGAAACGAAGGUCAAAGAGAGGUACUGUGCCUGCAAUGGUUGACACAAAAACUUCCCAAGACUCGGAAUCAAUUCAGAAACUAAGGUCAGAGAGAGGUGUUGUGCCUGUGAUGGAAGACUCAAAAACUUCCCCCGUCUUGGAACCAAAUCAGAGACGAAGGUCAAAGAGAGGCAUGGUGCCUGAGAUGGAUGACACAAAAACUUCCCCAGACUCAGAAUCGAAUCAGAAACAAAGGUCAAAGAGAGGUAUCGUGCCCGAAAUGGAUGACACAAAAACUACUCCGAAGGUUCUGCCAGAUAGCCCCAAAGGUCAAGAAAUCGAACAGGAAGUCAGCCCGAUGAAGAAGAAUGAAGUUGCUCCUAAACAAAUUAGAAAGAAAGCUAAAGCAAACAGAGUUCGUAGCACAGAAAAUCCAGAAGGUUGCGAAGUACAGGAAGCAAGCACGAAAAGUCCAGAAGGUUGUGAAGUCAAACAGGAAGCAAGCACAACUGAGAUGGAUAGUAGAGUUGUUAAAGAUGAGAAGGAAUGUGUAGCUAGGAAACCCAGAAAGAGAGUUGUAAAGGAAAGGCUUUUCCGAAAGAGAGUCUAGCGGUAGAAGGCUUCAUAACUUGUUUGACAUCCCAACCUUCGGUUUACGAAGCAAAGUGUUUCCAAAACAGAACGGACUUCAAAUUCUGUUCGCAGUGUACUUAUUCCAUUUCUUCAGGUUUUUAAUUUUUGAAAUAGCCUUGACAAAACUUGAAAAUUAA
Prunus dulcis (almond) is the source of this 2392-nucleotide messenger RNA. RefSeq names its product titin homolog. The record is from RefSeq and is a predicted model, not a curated record. Gene Ontology annotation, molecular function: DNA binding. Lineage: Eukaryota; Viridiplantae; Streptophyta; Magnoliopsida; Rosales; Rosaceae. The coding region runs from base 160 to 2232 and encodes 690 amino acids. The transcript is spliced from 7 exons.